This is a messenger RNA of Zootoca vivipara (common lizard), 8813 nucleotides long. RefSeq names its product RNA binding motif protein 28 (gene RBM28). Gene Ontology annotation, cellular component: nucleolus. Gene Ontology annotation, molecular function: mRNA binding. NCBI's taxonomy places the organism in Eukaryota, Metazoa, Chordata, Lepidosauria, Squamata, Lacertidae. The record is from RefSeq and is a predicted model, not a curated record.
CCCAACAUGGCGGCGCCCACGCUCGCGUAACGUGCUGGCCGAGUUGAGAUCGGCGGGGCCAUGGCGGCGGCGGGAGCGGGAGCGGGCGCCGGUCGGACGGUGCUGGUGCGGGGCCUGCCGCCCUCGGCCUCCGCCGCGGAGCUGGAGAGAGAGUUCGGCCGGGCGGGGCCGGUGCGGCGGGCGGUGGCCGUGACGGAGCCCGGCAGCAAAACCUGUCGUGGGUUUGGCUUUGUCACUUUCUCCUUGUCGGAAGAUGCUCAGAGAGCCAUCCAGGAGAUCACAGUCUUUGGGAAACGCAAGAUCACAGUAGCCCUUGCUAAUCCAAAACCAAGGCAGAAAGGAAAGAAGAAAGAAGGUGCCUCUGAGGCCCCCCAGCGAGCGAAGAAGCCCCCCAAGGCAAAAGGAGCCUCGAAAAAAGCCAGGCUGAUCAUUCGCAAUCUGAGCUUCAAGUGCACAGAAGAUGACCUGAAGGCUGCAUUUUCUCCGUUUGGCACAGUGCUGGAAACUACGCUCCCCAAGAAACCAGAUGGAAAGAUGCGUGGCUUCGCCUUUGUGCAGUUCAAGAACGUCCUGGAAGCAGGGAAGGCCCUGAAGGGGAUGAACAUGAAGCAGAUCAAGGAGCGCCCGGUGGCCGUGGACUGGGCUGUGGCCCGGGAGAAGUACCAAGCGAUGCAGGCAGUGGCAUCUCCGGCAGGAGUCCAGGAGAAGAAGAAGCAAAGCCAGGCCCAGCAAGCGGACACAACUGAGGCUGGCAACGACGACGAUGAUCUGGAAGACAAAACUUCAGAGCCUGCUGAGCCAGCAAGGCAGGGCAGGUACUUUGAGCAGCUCGCUCCACCGCCUGCGGAUAGUGAGGAGGAGGAGGAGGAGGAAGAGGAGGAGGAGGAAGAGGAGGAGGAGGAGGAGGAAGAGCAAGAGGGGCCUGGUAGGACGCAGGACUCCGAUGAGGAAGAAGGGGAGCCUGGCAAAGCCAUGAGCUUGGAGGAGGAAGAAGAUGACGACGACGACGAGGAAGACGAAGAAGAAGCUGAUGUCCCUUCGAAGCGGAAAAAAGUCCAGAAGCUCCCAUCAGACGUCACCGAAGGAAGGACUGUCUUCAUCAGGAAUUUGUCCUUCGACAGCGAGGAGGAGGAACUGGGGGAGCUGCUGGAGCAGUUUGGAGACCUGAAGUACGUGCGGAUCGUGCUUCACCCGGACACGGAGCACUCCAAAGGCUGUGCCUUUGCCCAAUUCCUGUCCCAGGAAGCUGCCCAGAAGUGCCUUCAAGUGGCUCAGGAUGAGAGCGAGGGCGCAGGGCUGCACCUGGGAGGCCGCCGCCUGCGAGUGGACCUGGCCGUCAGCCGGGAGGAAGCGCAGAAGCUGCGGAGCCAGAAGACGAAGAAACCCACCGGCACCCGGAACUUGUACCUGGCGCGCGAAGGCCUGAUCCGUGCUGGCACAAAAGCUGCCGAGGGGAUGAGCGAUGCUGACCUGGCCAAGAGGGCACGGUUUGAGGAGCUGAAGCGUCACAAGCUGAAGGACCAGAACAUCUUCGUGUCUCGGACCAGGCUCUGCGUCCACAACCUGCCCAAAGGCGUUGACGACGGCCGGCUCCGGAAGCUGAUGCUGGAGGCGGCCAAGGGAACCCCCGGCCUCCGGCUCAAGGAGUGCCGUGUGAUGCGGGACCUGAAGGCGCCGGCUGGGAAGGGGAAGGGCCAGUCGCUGGGCUAUGCCUUUGUGGAGUUCCAGGAACAUGAGCAGGCCCUGGCUGCCCUGCGCCACCUCAACAACAACCCCCAGGUCUUUGGAGACCAGAAGCGUCCCAUCGUGGAAUUCUCCUUGGAGGACCGCCGGAAGUUGAAGCUGAAGGAGCAGCGAGCCCAGCGCAGCCUGCAAAAGCUGAGGCAGAAGCAACCCCCCGAGGGGGCGGCCGGCAAGCAGCCCAACGCCAGCACCUCCGAAAAGCCGACCAGAAGAUGGAAGAAGAAGCCCCCCAAGGCCAAAGAAGCGGACGGGGCACCUCAGGGGCACGAGGAGCUGCCAGAGCCCCCCGAGAAGAAGCCCAGGGUCUCCCCGGCAGCCGAGCAGCGCCCGGAAGCCCCCCGGCAGCCGGCGAAGGGGGCCAUACCCUGGGCGGGUUUCCAGACGCGGGCGGAAGUGGAACAGGUGGAGCUGCCAGACGGCAGGAAGCGGCGCAAAGUCCUGCCUCUGCCCUCCAAACGGGGCCCCAAGAUCAGGAAGCGGGACAAGGGAGGAGUGAAGCCCCCCGCAAAGAAGAUGGCGCCCUCCGGCCCAAUGCGCAAGCAGGAGAAGAAGAUCCGCGAGGGGCCCAAGCAGGCGCCCAGGAAGCAACCUCGGGGGAAACGCAGCCAGGCGGAGACCCGCUUUGAGCACCUGGUGGAGCAGUACAAACGCAAGAUCUUGGGCGGCGGCAACAGCAAGGUGGCGGCCAGGAGGAGCAAAUGGUUUGAGGACUGAAGGAGGCCCUGGGGGGACCAGGAGGGUGGAGGGGGGAGAGGGACGGCUGGCUGGGGCUGAGCCCCAGCAAGGACAGCGUCCACCCAUCCACCCCACCCCCUAUCUCUGCCAUUUGGGACUACUGGACAGUGGAAGGAAGCCUCCUGAGCUCUCUUUGCAAGGGUACAUAGAGGGGGGUCUGGUCCCCAAAGUGCCCCCCUCUGCUGGCCCAGUGGGCUAGUUGGCAGAGGUUUCGGGAAGCGCUUGCAGGACCCAGGAUUGGGGAGAGACACACGCACCAGCAGGACAGAAAACAGGAGGGUGUUGCGGGUGAAAAUUUGCCCCGUAUAUUUUUGCCAUCUCUGACCAAGAGAGGCCUCUGUUGUUAUCACCUCAGACAUUUUUUAAUAAAAGGGUUUUUAUUUAAAAAUCUACCUUUCCCCCCCAGGAACAGAGGGAGUCUCGGGGGGCCACCUUCCUCGCUCGAUCCAUGGAACAGGGCUGAGGGGAGGCUCUCUGCCCCUCCAGAUGUCGCCGGCCCCCAUCGCCCUCCACCUCUGGGCAAGGUUGGCUAGCUGGAGGGCACGGGGGUGGGGGGGCAGGCCACCUCUCUCUCCCUCUCCCUGAUCUCCCAGCCCAAAGUCCCGCUGGGGUUUUUUUACUGCUUCAGUUUCAUUUAUUGUAAAGCAGCCAACCACAUUUUUGUGGGGGGUUGGGUGGGGGAGAGCAGUCGAGAGGCAGUGUGGUGCAGUGGUCAGAGUAGUUUGACUACAGGGACCUGGUAGAGACCCGGGUUCGAAUGCUCCCACUUGGCCAUGAAGCUCCCCUUUGCAGGGUGUGUGCUUACAGGGCCGCAGUGGGGAUGACAUUGAGAGGAAGAGAACCCCCCACCACCACCUCAGAGCCCCUUGGAAGGAAAAAAAGGUGCAAUGGAUAUAGAAAUGAGCAGCUUCUUCCGGCUGGCCCUGGCGGGCUCCUUCUCACCCUGGCUGUAGGCCAUGCGUGCACGAGUUCAAAUCCACCCUUGCUCCUUCAGCACCUUUCACGGUUUCUCCUGGGAUGUCCCAGCAACCCAAGGCCAGGCGUGGUGGAGAGCCAAAACCCUUCCAGCUGUUGCCCACACAGAAAUAUUGCUGCAAGCGCAACUCCCCCCCGUCCCCCGCUGUCUCCAAAUCUGUUCCAACCAGAUGUUUGUAGACUCCAGCGCCCAUCAGCUUCCAGCCAGCACAGCUGGGACCGGCUGGAGUUGAGGCUUUUGUACAUCUCAGGCUUUCUGUCCGUGGGGUUGAGGGAAGCCACCGCCAGAUUCCAAAGGUUUGAGAAGUGCAGCUUCUUAAAUCCCAGCCCUGCAAUGUGCUCUGCGUGGGGCCUCCCUUGCGUUUGACCACGAGGCCGCAGGGAGUGCAGGAUGCUGCCGCGCGAUUGCUGCCAGGAGGGAGGCCUCGCCAGCUGCUUGCCCCUGGUUGCCCAUUUGCUACUAUUAGUCUGCAGUUGCAAUCGGAAAUUAUUCAACCCCCCCCAUUGCAAAUCAGGUUUCUUAUCGAAAUUUUACAGGCCGUAAGCUGUUUGCAAUGAGCAAAUAAAUAAAAAAAGCCAUUGAAAUAGCUCAGCUGCCCAAUACAAUGGAUGCUUCAAAUGGUUCCCCCAAAUUCAGCCGAAAUGGCAACUUCUAGUGACUUCCGCAGGCUCCCUCUUCCCAAAGCCAGGCGUUGGGGGGUCUCCAAAUUCCUCUGGUUCGUUUCCUUACGGUUCCACAAGGUAGCAGGUCUGCUCCAUCCUUCGCUUCAGCUAGGACAGACGAGAGAAAGUAACCUCUUUGCCCAGUGCAUGGUUCAACUGCGGAACUCCCUCCUGCAGGAGGCAGGGACAGACACCAACUUGGGUGCCUUUAAAAGAGGAUUGGACAAUUUGUGGAAGGGGAGAAGCCUCUCAGUGGCUCCCAGCCAGAAUGGCUCUGCCCUGCCUCCACAGUCCCGAAUCCCAGUUGCUGGAAACCACAGGAGGGGAGAGUGUUGCUCUUGUGCACGGAUCCUGCCACUGGUUUCCCUCUGGGGCAUCUGCUCGGCCACUGUGAGAACAGGAUGUUGGACCAGAGGGGCCAUAGGCCCGAUCCACCGGGCUCUCCUUGUGCUCUUACAUUCCGCGUUUUGUUUUUUUUCUGCCGAGUUCUCAGUGGAGAUGCGGAUGGCCUUCCUUGCCUGCCAGAGGCGGCUGUGGCUUCCAUUGCCACUGACUCAUUUUCCUUUCUUAUUUAUUAAAAUUCCGCCUUGCCCUCCCCAAGGAGCCCUGGGCAGCAAAGCAAUAAAAAAAACCCAUACAGUUCAGAAUGAAAUGCAAUUGCAAACGAUUGCAAACAUCCAAAAAGCAUUUUUAAAUGUUAAGAAAGCUGGGUUUCAUGCCAUGUGGCACCACGGUCAGUGUGAGGAUUUCUGCUCUCUCUCCCCCCCCCCAUAAAAAAACUGUUCCAGGGGUUUUCCCCAACCCCCUGGAGCAGGUUUGGGGAGGGCGUGGGACUCCCAUUGCGGAGAGGUGGAAAGUCCCACUGUGCAAAUGGAAAUCCGUGUGCCGACAUGUUUGUAGGAUACCUACAGUUUUUUAAGUUGGCCUGUCGUACUGGCAGGGCUGGGAGAGUCUGACCAGAAGACCCAAGGGGUUUGGGGGUUUUCAAAAGAGGCAUGGCCUGUUUGAAUUCACAUCACUCUGUGUGAUUUUUGAGGCCAGCAAUACUUUGCUUGCUUCCUGCCUGCCUGUCAGAUUUUGAAAAUUUGUGCAGAACAGUGGGAUGUCUGCCUAACAACAUAGGGUUUUCUUCAGGGUGAGGGUCUCUUCCAGUUCUUGGGUUCCCAUAUCUGUGGGGGUAGAACAAGCUUUCCCAACGAGUCCCUAUGUCUGGGCAAUGGCUGACUGGUCAAGCGCCACGAUUAGCAGAACUGAAGAUGCUGCUCUGUGCUGCUAGAGGGAAGAACACAGAACCAUAGAAUCACAGAAUGGUAGAGUCGGAAGGGACCCCCAGAGGGCAUCCAGUCCAACCCGCUGCAAUGCAGGAAUCUCAGCUCAAGCAUCCAUGGCAGAUGGCCGUCCAACCUCUGCUCUUCCUGGUGUUGAGUCGGAAACCCCUUUCUUGUACCUUGCAGCCAUGGGUUCGAGUCCUCCCCUCCAGAGCAGGAGAAAGCGAGCUUGCUCCCUCUUCCAUGGGAUAGCCCUUGAGACGUUGGAAGAUGGUUAUCCUCUCUCCUCUCAGUCUCCUCUUCUCCAGGCUAAACAUAACCUCCGGUGGAAGGCAUGACUCGUCACCUGCUAGCCUGCCCCUUAUACAGAGAACCAAGAGAUUGCUUUCUGAAAACUUUGUUCACACAAGUAAGCAGGCACACCUGGCAGAAGCUGUUUGGUUUCUUUUGAGACACAAUAAGAGCUUCCCAACACAGUAGCCCUCUAUGCACUGGCGGCAAAACAAGCAAGCAAACAAAAAAAAUCAGGAAAAAGGAGUUAGAUUAAAUCACUAUAAAUUGUGGUGAUUCAUAGGUUUAAUUAUUUUAAUGCUCAGGAACCUGGCAAAGUCUUUUCAAUGUUAUGGGUUUUUAUAUUGUGGGUGGAUGUUCUCUAUUAUUAUUUUAUUAAUACUAUUGCCUAAUACAGGUUUGUCAUGGCCUUUGGCUAGAACAAUAAACUUUUGAACUUGAAACCUGAAUUUGAAUUAAUCUUUCCUGGGAUGGCUCAGCUGGUAGAGCAGGAGACUCUUAAUCUCAGGGUCGUGGAUUUGAGUCCCAUGUUGGGCAAAAGAUCCCUGAAGUGCAGGGGGUUGGACUAGAAGACCUUCAGGGGUCCCUUCCAACUCUACGACUCUAUGGGUGCGAGUCCUUAAUCAUGUAAAGCUGUGACUUCUGGGUUGUUUGAACCGCAGACUUGAAAGGGAACUUGUCCAGUGGUCCUUAGUGAAACAGAUUCAGAUUCUCUUUCUCUCCCCCUGCCCCGUAUGUGUGAACCACUUGGCUUUAAUGCAAAAGGCAAAGGUCUCUUUCCCACCUUCAGAUUUCAGAGGGAAUGUUCCCCGAGUUAGCGAGGCUCGUUUGACAACAGGCUCCUUCCACGCCAAGUGCUGGGAGCUUUUCCCAUUCCUCCAGGACCCACACAGGCAAUCGAGUACAUCUCGCAUCAUGGUUUGUGGAGGCUUGCUGUUCUGCUUUUGAAUGGCUUUAAAAAACGCUUUCAUUCAAGAUCUUUUUAAAUGUAGUCAGCCGCUUCAGUGUGUUCUGUGAUUGAGCGGUACAGAAAGACUAUCAUAAAUAAGAAAUAAAUAACAAGGCAGCCCAGUGGCUUUGCAACAGCUGCUUCUGCUGGUCCUCUGCUGCCAGAAUCCCUUUCCCAGCCAAGCUGCCUUCUGGCUGGGUCUCUCCCCCAGCUGCUGUGCCUCCUUGGCGGGUGGCCUGCUGCGUUCCUGGCUUCUCACCUUCCAAGAAGGCGGGGGGAGAGAUCCGGCGCCCUGGCCCGGGCUCUGGCACCACCCUCUCGUAGCCAGUGCCAGGUGUGGGAGAGCAGGGUGUCCCGGGGAGGUGACGGUGGCACAGGCUUACUACCCAGCCCAAUGAGUCGGAUGCCUCUUACGCACCAGAGCGCCCCAAGGGGACCGGCACCUCGGGCAGAUUUCUGGGAAGGGGCAAGGCCAGCCGCUCUCCCUCCGCUCCCUCGCUGGGUAAUUGAGAGCAGAGACAUGCGGCGGCGUAAUAGCUGCAAGCUGAUGCAAGAGAAAUGCAGGAGGAGAUGGGGACGUGGGAGAGAGCCCUGACUCACGGGUUCUGAUCCUGCUCUUGCUCUGCUUCAGAAGCCAGGGGUGCUGGCGUUGGAAGGCACUGUGGUCCUUGAGCAUCUAUCGCACAAUCAGAGAGUUGGAAGGGACCUCCCGGGGGGCCCCCUGCAAUGUAGGAGGAACAGGCAUCCCUUUAGCUACAGGUAGGUAGCCAUGUUGGUCUGCCAUAGUCAAAAUAAAAUUUUAAAAAUUCCUUCCAGUAGCACCUUAGAGGCCAACUAAGUUUGUUAUUGGUAUGAGCUUUCGUGCGCUUGCACACGUCUUCAGAUACAUAAGGUAAAGGUAAAGGUAAAGGGACCCCUGACCAUUAGGUCCAGUCAUGACCAACUCUGGGGUUGCGCGCUCAUCUCGCAUUAUUGGCCGAGGGAGCUGGCGUACAGCUUCCAGGUCAUGUGGCCAGCAUGACAAAGCCGCUUCUCGCGAGCCAGAGCAGCACAUGGAAACGCCGUUUACCUUCCCGCUGUAGCGGUUCCUAUUUAUCUACUUGCAUUUUGAUGUGCUUUCGAACUGCUAGGUUAGCAGGAGCUGGGACCAAGCAACGGGAGCUCACCCCGUCACGGAUUCGAACCGCCAACCUUCUGAUCAGCAAGCCCUAGGCUCAGUGGUUUAACCACAGCGCCACCUGGGCAUCCUUUUAUUCCACUUUACAGGCCUUACAUGAGAGAUCUAAUGCCCUGGCUCCCAUUGUGGGUGGUGCAACCCCCCCGGGGGGGCAGUAGGAUUACAUAGCGGGUUGCUAAGAGUCGAGGGGGCAGCAGGGGGAAGCUGAAGAUGCAAAUAAUUACAUUGGAACCUACGAUGAGCAGGCCGGAUCAGGCCAAUGGCCCAUCUAGUCUCAGCCCAGUAUACCUGAAGGAGCGUCUCCAGCCCCAUCGUUCAGCCCGGACACUGAGGUCCAGCUCUGAGGGCCUUCUGGCGGUUCCCUCGUUGCGAGAAGCCAAGUUGCAGGGAACCAGGCAGAGGGCCUUCUUGGUGGUGGUGCCUGCCCUGUGGAACGCCCUUAUUCAAGGGAAGAAAAAACUAUCCGACUUUAAGAAGACAUCUGAAGGCAGCCCUGCUUAGGGAAGUUUUUAAUAUCUGAUGUUUUAUUGUGCUUUUAAUUCUGUUGGAAGCUGCCCAGAGUGGCUGGGGAAACCCAGCCAGAUAGGUGGGGUAUAAAUAGUAGUAGUAGUAGUAGCAGCAUCAGUAUCCUGCUCUCACAGUGGCUGACUAGAUGCCCCAAUGGGAAACCCACAAGGAAGAUCUGAGCACCAGAACAGUGGCAUAGCAUGAGGGGGGGCCACAGGGGUGCGAAAUUGUCUGGGGCACAAAAUUUCAACCCCCGGUUCUGCCUCCAUACAGCUGCGCUCUUCCAGCCGGUGCUGGGCUCUGUUAAAAACGGCAUGUCCAUGCAAACCAGGAAGUGACCUCUCCAGACAACGAAAUGACUCUUGGAGGGCAAUGGAUAGCUCCUGCCCACCUCUGCUCUGUCUCCACAGUCAGAGGCAGCUGUGCUUCUGAAUCCCAGUUGCUAGAAACCACAGGAGGGGAGAGUUGCUCUUGUGCUCGGAUCCUGCUUGCUGCUUUUUGCAGA